Messenger RNA from Medioppia subpectinata, 715 nucleotides. NCBI's taxonomy places the organism in Eukaryota, Metazoa, Arthropoda, Arachnida, Sarcoptiformes, Oppiidae. The record is from the annotation of a GenBank genome assembly.
CGAGUUCGAGUUCACCACCGAUGAGGAGAAGCAACACUACCAGCAAAAGAUCGACUCAUUGGCUAAUAUCGUCAAAAUGCUUGAACUCAAGGCCAAGAACUCGGCCGACCAUUCGUUUCGUUUGGAAGAGAAGGAAACAGAGAUGAAGAAGGAGUACAACAAACUCCACGACCGAUACAACGAAGUGCUCCGAAGUCACUGCGAACUCAUGGAAAGGGUUAAGAUAUUGAUCGGAACCGAUGAGGGCAUGUCAUCUCUACCACCAAAUAGUUUACCAAAUUUUAGCCUAAAAUCGCAAUUAAAUAAACGAAACGAUUUGGAGGGCAGCGGAGAAGAGAGCAAUUAUAGCGAACAUAUGAGACGCGACUCCAGUAGUCCCACUCCACGACAGGCCUGGGCUGACACUGAGAUGUCACUCGACGACAAUCCGCCGUCGAUUAUAGAAGACAUGGACGAUAUGCGCGAUCGGGACAAAGACCGCGACUAUCAGAGUUUGACUGGAAUGGAGAAAGAGAUCGAGAAUUUGAUUACAGAAAACAAUGAAUUAUUGGCGACAAAGAAUGCCUUAAAUAUAGUUAAAGACGAUUUGAUUGCAAAAGUGGAUGAAUUGCAGAGCGAACUGCAGAUGUGUAUGAAUGAAAUACAACAAAGAGAUGCCGUCAAAGAGAGACUCAAAGGUCGCAUCCAAGCCAUCGAAGAAGAGCUCAAGAAAUGC